Molecule: messenger RNA, 594 nt
Organism: Eruca vesicaria subsp. sativa (arugula)
Lineage: Eukaryota; Viridiplantae; Streptophyta; Magnoliopsida; Brassicales; Brassicaceae
Source: the annotation of a GenBank genome assembly
AUGGAUGAGCGAUUUGUGAAAUUGGAGAAUGAUAUAUCUCAACUAAAAGAAUCAGUAAAGCUUGUUACUUUUCAAAAGAAUGAUGGAGAGCCUUCCAACACAUCUAAACCGCCUACUUCCAUUCCUUUAAAGCCAAAAAGAAAAGAUGAAAGCAAAGUUGGAUUCGAUUUUAAUUUCUCAAAUCUGCAUGACGUUGAUAUGGCAUUCAAUUCAAACAUUGAUUUGGAGUUAGAGACACAAGAAUACUUGCGUAAAACAUUGGAUCAGCUCGCGCAAGACUCUGUAGUUAAAAGAUUUGAUCCAAAGCAAGAGUCACCAGACAAAGAUCCGCUAGAGUUCUGUACUCCACUUACUUCCUUCCAGUCUUUUCUCAAUAAAACCCCACACUUGACCGAUGAUGACAAUGAUCCACGCUGUGCAAAUUUACCAGAUUCUUCUUUGGUACACUUCAGUCAAGAAGAAUGGACAAAAUUUCAGAAUUGGUCAAUGUCUCCAACAGAUGUUCCUAUUGGUCCUAGUGUGUUUAGUUACACAAUGGCAACUCGGAUUUUGGGACUUGGUAAAUGGUUGCAUAAUCCGGUGAGAGAUUUAUAA